Columba livia (rock pigeon) is the source of this 5729-nucleotide messenger RNA. It is a transcript of the gene SETD4, whose product is annotated as SET domain containing 4. The transcript has 8 exons. Bases 168 to 1073 code for a protein of 301 amino acids. The record is from RefSeq and is a predicted model, not a curated record. Gene Ontology annotation, molecular function: protein binding; protein-lysine N-methyltransferase activity. NCBI's taxonomy places the organism in Eukaryota, Metazoa, Chordata, Aves, Columbiformes, Columbidae. Gene Ontology annotation, biological process: peptidyl-lysine monomethylation; peptidyl-lysine trimethylation.
GUACGCCGAGCACCACAGGCGAACGCACCUAAGAUGGCGCCGAAAGGACCCGCCUCCCGCGGCCGGAGGGGCGGGGCGGGCGGGCUGAGGCAGCGGCGGCGAGGGGCUGGCGGUCUCUGUGUUCUCUCCGGCAGGUUGUUUAAAUAAGGCAAAAUCUGCUACUUAACAUGAAAAAAAGCAGAGGUCGGACAAGUCGGAAGAGAAGAAGAAAACACUUGCAGAGUUUUAUGGAUAGAGUCAACUGCAGUCACAAGCUGGAAUACAUUAAAUUUAGGAAGUGGCUAAAAGACAGAGGAUUUGAAGACAGUCAUUUAAGGCCAGCCGAGUUCUGGGAUACAGGAAGAGGACUGAUGACAACAAAAACUCUGCAGGCAGGGGAUCUGAUUAUUUCGUUGCCUGAGAAAUGCUUACUCACCACAGACACUGUCCUUAGUAGCUGCUUGGGAGAGUACAUUAUGAAAUGGAAGCCUCCUGUAUCUCCCUUGACAGCACUGUGCACAUUUUUAAUAGCGGAGAAGCAUGCUGGUGAGAAAUCUCUGUGGAAGCCAUAUCUUGAUGUUUUACCCAAGACAUACUCUUGCCCUGUUUGUUUGGAGCACGAUGUAGUAAGCCUUCUUCCUGAACCUUUACGAAAGAAGGCUCAGGAACAGAGAACUAUGGUCCAUGAAUUGUACAUGUCUUCCAAGGCUUUUUUCUCUUCCCUACAACCUUUGUUUGCUGAGAACACAGAAACUAUUUUUAACUACAGUGCUCUAGAGUGGGCCUGGUGCACUAUUAAUACCAGGACAAUAUACAUGAAACAUUCACAGAGGAAAUGUUUUUCUCUUGAGCCAGAUGUUUAUGCAUUGGCACCGUAUUUAGAUUUGCUAAACCACAGUCCAAAUGUUCAGGUAAAGGCUGCAUUUAAUGAACAGACAAGAAGCUAUGAAAUUUGGACAAAUUCAUUGUGCAAAAAAUAUGAAGAAGUAUUUAUCUGCUAUGGGCCUCAUGAUAAUCAGCGAUUGCUACUAGAAUAUGGAUUUGUUGCCAUGGAUAACCCUCACAGCAGUGUUUAUGUCUCAUCAGAAAUCUGACCUUUGGAUGGGAUGGACCAUCAUGGAGACUCCUCACAGCCCUCAAGGUGUUAAGUCUUGGAGCAGAUGAAUUGUAAGUUUCAGUACUCUGAACAUUUAGACAAUGUGCAUGUGCCAUUUUCCUUUAUUUGCUCUUUGCUGACUGUAUGUGAGAUACUGGGCCAAUUGUUUUGCAUCUCUUGUGUCUAUCUCAUUGGCUUCAGGUGAGAAAUGGAAAGAACAGAGAUCACCAUAUAAUGAAAAGUCAUUGUCUGUGUGCUGUUUUGGUCUUUUGUUUUCUUGUAUUAAAUACUAGACAGACCCCGUUGUUGUCCCUUUCUAUUUUGAGAAUCAGAUAUUACUUAAAGGUUCAGAGUCCAGACCUUUUUCCUGUUGAACUUUACGUGCUAUUGACCUUGCCUGAUUUCUUUGACACAUGUGUUCCACAGGCUGCUUCUGAAAUUCCAGGGCCAAGUUAGUCGCUGAAAUUCAUCUCCAGUGACUGUCAGUGCAGGUUUGAUCAUUUGUUCCAAAUGGCAAAUCUACCUCAAGCAGUAUUAAUAGAAGAUGGUUACCUGGGCUUUGCUUGAAAUAAUAAAUUAAAAAAGAAGUUCCCUCUUGUUCAAAGCUGCUUACGUUUUGAACAUUCAUUGCUGAGUGGCAGAAGUUUAUUUAUAAGAACUGAAAAUAAAUCCUCAUGAUACUGGUUUAAAGCACAGGUGAUGUGAUGUUUAGCAGAAGCCAUGCUAAUAAGUUCUGAAUGAACAGCUUUUAAUCCUCGCUGGUGCUGCUGAAGUUGGUGGCAGCAUGACAGAGCAGUAAAGACCAGAAGCAUUAGUCUAAGUGCAGACUGUGGCUUUGGCUGAAAGGGAUGGGGCAGAGGAUUGGGACCACUGCUCCAGACUGUUACGUCUCUCUUCCCUUUUGCUUGCCUUCUCAGUCUCAUAUCUGAAUGCUGUGUGCCAUCUUCAUGUAUGCUAACCUUACUUGCCUUGUGCCAGCGGUGUUCUUCGUAGCGUAACCAUAUGUUUAUCAUUCAGCUGGGGAAUACAGCAAAUAAUCGUGUGUUGUUCAAACAUUUUGGUUCUAGUACUUGCUGGAGGAGAACACUGCUUGGUGAUGUAAUUUCAGCCAGAAACGAACAGCAGGCUUUUAAUAUAACAGCAAAAAUAUGCCAUUUUUUAAUAGAGGAGACGCAGCAUGUCCUUCUCCAGGUAAUUUGACUGAAGAACAAGGUAGCCCAGAUUGCUUUCUCUUCUAGCAUAAAUGUACAGCAGUGUAAUUUCCUGGGGUGAGAAGGGUGACAGAGGAAAAUGACUACACUGGAGUGGUGUAGGAUUUGUUUCCAGAGUGACUGACAGCACUGAAUUGCUCAGCAGAAUUUGUGGCUGGAGCAAAUAGAGGAACCAUGUUACAAGCUUGUAUGAAGCCCUGUAAACAUGUGAAAAGUAUUUAACCUUUCUUUCCCUACAAUAUCAAUGUGUUUAUUGAGGUUACCUAGUAAAAGAAAAUGCAGGCUUACGUGAGGUGGGCACAUGAGAUGUUGCAGACCUGCCACGAGUGCCUUGUUGCAGAAAAUAAAGGCUGCUUUCAUUAAUGCCAGUCAAGCCAAAUGAACUACCCAUGUCAGCCAGACUCCUGUGAGGGAGGUCUGUGGUCUUAGGAAAACAAUCUCUCCUUCCUUUUUGAAUUUUGGCAAAGAAAUGUGUGCUUAGAGUCAAGUUAGAUAGCUAUCAUGGAAAAGGCCUAUUAAAACCAUGCUUUUGCAAAGGAAACACAUAUAUGCACAGAGUAUGAGAGGAAUAUGGCACUGAGCAAUAGCUUGAGGAUAGUAUGGACUUAGGAGCCUGAUAUCAGGUAAACAUUUCCCUUCCCUUCCCUUCCUGUCUUUGUUUUUGAUCUGCUUCCUAUCCAUGUGAUGAUUGUUUUCCCUUUUAAUUUUUUUUUUCUUUUACUAUUAUAGUUUCUCAUGUGUAAAAUAAAAAAAAAACAACACUAUUUUGACAUAGUUAAUGGAAUCCCUACCACAAGUAAGCUUUCUGCAAAUUUUAUGUUCAUGUCCUAUAUUAAAUAAUCUAAUUUUUUAGUAAUUUCAUCCCAUUUGUAUAAACUUCAGAUUUCCCAGUUGAAAAGGAACAACGAGAACCUCAAAAAACACCUGCCUUUGGUAGAAGCACUACGCUUGGAAGAUCUGAAGAUAUUGGAAAAAUCAGCUGAGAUUCUUUGCAACUUGAAUAUGGCAACAACUUGAUUCAUCUGUGACAGCUGUGGCUGAUUGGAGAUCAUUUGCCAUGGGUGUCCCUUGCUCAACUAUUUUAAGGGGCCUGAGCAGCAAAGAAUAAUGUAAAAAGUCAGCAGAAUAUGCCUAGUUUUGUUUACAGGGUCACACAGGACACAGAGUCUUAUUUUGUUAUUUGCUGAACUUCUUUAGUUGUGAGCAAAACAGCUUCUGGGGUGAUUUGAGCAGCUCUAGGAUUGUGGGCUCCAGCAGUCUGAGACUUUACAGCUGCCCGUGUGGCUAAAGCAUGGAUCAUAGGGUCAAGCAGAUACUUCUCAAUGUGUAUUUGAGCUUUUGGCACUUGACAGAGAGGAAGAGGACAGAGCAGCUUGUGUUUGCCCUAUACUCAUCCUUUCUCCCUGAGAUCUGUACAUGUCCCCAAGACUUGCAGUUCAUGUAGUGCCUAUUCAUUACUAGAGCACAAAUCAGUCCAAUUGUGACCAACUCCGAAUAAUUCCCUUUGCAGUUUCAUCCCAGGUAUUUCUGGAAUUUAGGGAAGUGUGAGUUUCCCUUCUUUGCUCUCAAAGCUCUCUUCAGACUCCCUAGUUUGUGCUCUGACUCCUCCUGCUGGGAAUGAGAACUGAAAGAAUGUAUCACUGAGCUCCUGUCUCUGGUUUGGAAGACCACCCAGGCAAUUCAUUGUUUCCAUUCAAGUUCUGGUGAUUAUGUUGAGAAAUCUCCCUGUCCUGUCUGCAAGGGGAUGGUCUCAUGAGCUGCCUUUCAGUAUUAGUUCUUACUUAAGUGGGGAGCUUUAACUCCUUAUGUCAUUUAGAGAAGAGAGACUUCUUCAAAGGAUGUUUCAGGGCAGGACCCUUACUUAAGCUGUAUAAACUUAAUUUAUAAUUGUGGUUGUAUUGUGAUUAUUUUCCAUUUUGUGAGUAAUCACAUUGCAUAGAAUUUUUCAUUACUAUUUGUAGCAUUUUUUAAUAACUGUAUUUUUAAAGAGUGUGUUUUUAGAUAAAUAUACUGGUUCCUUUUCUACAAGACUUCUCUAUUUUUGAAAUAAAUUGAAUUGUAUCCAGCAGUAAAAGGCAUUCUACCUAACGAUGGAAUUCAAAGGAAAAAAUGCAACAAGUGAAAACUGUUAAGCAUUCAAGCUCAAAUGCUCUUUCAGACUUUCUUUGGUACCUUGUAAACAAGAAUGUUAUUGUGUAAACUUGCUUGGAUUCUAAGAUUCCGGGUUUUGUGUGUGUUUGUUUGUUUGUUUGUUGUUGAGGUCUUUUUGUUGGGUUGUUUUGUUUUGUUUUGUUUUCUUCCUUCGUUGGUCUGUUUGGGAUAGGAAAUGUCUUAAUAUCUGGAGCUCUGAGAAGGGGCUUUACUUCUAGAAGGAUACAAUGGUUAUGAUUCAGAAGACUGGAGGAACUGAAAAGGGUAACUGUACACUGUUACUCAGUUUCCGAAAACCGAAGUUUUGAGGUGCCAUCUUCAUAAUCUCUUCCUAGGAUUAAGAAAUUCUGAAACUGAGCUAUUUUUUAUGUUGUUUACUCUAGUGCACUGAGAAUCUUUUAUGCUCUCAGGUUUUCUGUAUUGUUCUUAUUGGAGACAUUGACAGUGUGUGAUUACUUUACAUUUCAGAGCAGAGGGCUGGGUGAAUAAAUUAGGAGAGGAAUCAAAGUGCUUUCUGGAGCUAGAAGCACAUUAAUUACAUCCUUUGGGCCAACUUAAUUUUGGAUUUGCCUAACCUCGUUUUAAGCCCUGCAAGUCACUUGGCACCAUAUUUUAUAUUCUGAUCAUUCUCGUUCUGAAGAACCUUCUGGGAUGAGAUGACUGUCUGGAUUUGGGAAUGCAACCUCUACUAAUCUCACCCAGGGCAAUUCUCUUGUUUAAGGAUCUUUCUGUACCGCUGAGCCUGGCUAACGCAGAGAUCAUGGGGCUGAGACCCUGACCCUGUGACUGCUGCCCAUUCAUUGUGAUUAGGUCUGCAAAAAGGUCUGCAGAAGUCAUGAAUGACAUGAAAAAGGUGCAUGGUGACUGAGCAUUCACAGUGCAAGAAGUAAAGGCUUUCAAAGGAAGCUUGAAGAAGUCAGGUUCAAAACUAACAGAAUUUGGUAACAAAUCCAUUGCUCUUGCUGAGGAGUAUGGAUACAAAAGUCCACAUGGGCACAGAGCACAUCUACAUUGAAGACAGAGCUGUUGGCAGUUACCAGGAAGACAAACAACUCUGGUCUCACAUAGUCCCUUGAUCACAAAAUACUUGAAGUUUAGGAGGGUAUUGAUGGUAAGUAUUGUAUAUGCUUGACCUGUGCUUGCUGUGUUAAGGUGUUGGUGGACACUGUGCGAAACAGGGUAGUGGGCUAGAGGAAAGCUUGUUUUGAACGUGUCCUGCAGCUUUGAUUAUUAGAGCUGAAUUGUUUGACCUCCUACUUGCUUUUAAUAAAACCGUUUUAAUUCUCUAAAAA